AUUGACAUUGCGCAUGCGCGUUACUUGCCUGGGUAACCCGGAAGUCGGGGAUUUGCUUCCAGAGCAGGCAGGCUGCAUGGGGCAAUAGAGAGGUCAGACAGGUGACUUUUAUGGGAUUCCAGCCGUGCCUCUCGGAAUAACGUUAAGGGCAAUUAUUUAGCUGCCACGUCCUGCAUUAGGUCUUAGUGGCAAGAAAGGCGGCAUUGACGCUCGUCGGCAGCAGCAUGUCCACCUUGUCCAGCUACGCCCUCCGGAUGGGCCGCCUGAGCGCCAGGAUCUUUGGAGAGGUGGUGAGGCCGACAGACGACCGAUCGAUGAAGGUGGUGAAGCUCUUCAGCGAGCAGCCGCUGGCCAAAAGGAAAGAGGUCUACGACUGGUAUCCGCAGCACAACGCUUACGUGUCGCUCAUGAGGAACCUCAGGUUUCUCGGCUUGUACAGGGACGAGCAUGAAGACUUCAAAGAAGAGAUGAGACGUCUUAGGAAGCUGCGUGGGAAAGGAAAACCCAAGAAAGGCGAGGGGAAAAGAGCCCUCAAGAAGAAAUAGGAGAGAAAUAUUUUGGGGUCUUGGACUUAUACCUAUGUACCGGAGGGGGGGAGGCUGACCCCCUCACCACGGUUGGGAUUUCUAUGGCCCCCCCUUCCUCCCGACGCACAGCUUGUCGGCAGCCGAUCCGGUGACCUGAUAAAGGAGGACCCAGUGGUGUUCAAGCCUUGAAGGUCAUAAUUCCGCUCAUAGGUCCUCUAAUGUAUAAUUAACUUGUGUGAUUAUUACCCGGAUGGUCUGGUUGGUGAAAGGCAUGAGGUCAUAACAGUGUGUCCCAUAAAACUGUGUCAUCGUACAUGAAAUAAAUGUAACAUUUUGCAGGUAACAA
Molecule: messenger RNA, 873 nt
Organism: Spea bombifrons (plains spadefoot toad)
Lineage: Eukaryota; Metazoa; Chordata; Amphibia; Anura; Pelobatidae
Gene: MRPS33
Product: mitochondrial ribosomal protein S33
Exons: 4
Coding region: 225-545 (106 amino acids)
Cellular component (GO): mitochondrion
Source: RefSeq, a predicted model, not a curated record